AUGACUACCUUACGACUGCAAUCCACACUCUUCGCUUUAUCCGUCUUCAUUGCCUCUUCAAACGCACAGCUGUACCAAACAGAUCGUCCAGGUCGGGCAGGGGCAAUAUUGGCAGGAUGUCUUUUCGGCGCGGUAGUGUUGAUAACCUUGCUAUGCAUCUUCUACGCCUAUGCACGACGUAGAGCACGCCGGAUCGAUCGCAUUGCGCCAUACGGUGCUUCCUCCUUACCUGAGAUUGCCUCAGUCGGCGUUUUUACACAUGUUCCGACUGGCCAAUCCUUUCGGCCUCUUUCUGGGGGUUGUGCAGAGUCAGAAAACCAUGCAAUGUCGAACUACGAGACUUCCAUAGGCGCUUAUAGAGCGAGGCAAAGUCGACAUCAUAGCAAAGCAUCCGCUUUUAGUAACCCGCCUGGUCUCGAGGUAUACAACCCUGAAUAUCCGCCUAUCAAUGCCCCUAUGCCUCCUCCGCCAUACCAAAGGCGCUCUAGUGGGGUCGUAUACCAUGCACCGGGCGAUGUGCGAGAAGACGUUGCUUGCGAGCCCUUGAACGAACCGGAGGAAGCACACAUCACCCGCAAUCACAAUCCAUUUCUGACGUCGACAUCAUGA
Messenger RNA from Laccaria bicolor S238N-H82, 609 nucleotides. RefSeq lists its product as uncharacterized. The record is from RefSeq and is a predicted model, not a curated record. Bases 1 to 609 code for a protein of 202 amino acids. NCBI's taxonomy places the organism in Eukaryota, Fungi, Basidiomycota, Agaricomycetes, Agaricales, Hydnangiaceae. The transcript has 5 exons.